UUAAAACCAUCCCAAUCUACACCGACGUACUAAGAGGGAGAUAGAGAGAGCUGGCCGGCCGGAAAAUGAUGAUGAGAGGGGCAGCUGUGAUGGUGAUAAUGGUUUCUCUUUCAAGCGCCAUGUUCUUCUUCUUAGCUUCUGGCUACGAAUUCUACGCUCUGUGCAACAAAGCCAAGUUCCCGGAUACUAACCCUCUGGAGAGUGCUGCCGAAGCUGCGCUAGCCAACUUGGUGAACGGCGAGGUGGCCGGCCUGCAUCGUUGCGCUGAUGGAACUUCUGACAUCUACACAAUGCACGGCGAAGCUAGCUGUGGAAGCUCGGAUGGCUGCGACGACUGCCUCAACGCCGCCAAAAGUUACUUGCUGUUGAUUUGCAGUGGUCACCUUGGAGGCCAGGCGCACGACAACAGUGGUUAUUGCUCCAUCAGGUUCGAGAACUACAUUUUCUGCACAUGAAAUUCAUCAACUUAUAAACCUAGCUCUACGUACGGCUCUACCUACGUACUCCAGCUGAUCGAACCCACAUCGCAUCAGUGAGGAAUAAGAACCUAAUACACGACGGGCCAGUUUGUCUUUUCCCGGCCGAACUAGAGAGAUCUCUGUAGCAAACAACGAUAUAUAUAAUAAUGCUCUUUACAGUUUAUAUGCAGUCGUGGUGUUUGGAACGAGAGUUUUCGUUACAUCCUGUAAAAAAAAAAAAAAAUCAUCUUGUUGGGACUUUUAUUGGGACGAGGGUACACGUACGAUAGCCCGAGAUUGGGUGACCAGGAUUAUGAUAGAGUAGUGAACUACGUUCACUUUCCGUAAAAAAUAUUUCCACCCUCAACAAGUCUAGGGUUAUAGGAAAUUUCUUCGUAGGAUAAAACUAUCACCACUUUAUGUUCCAGGGUUAAGUACCUAAAGCAUACUUAGAAGUUUAGUAGGAAGAAGAAUGAAUUUUUGGUGUCUCCAUUGUCUCCACCCGAACCACUCCAUUUAUAUUGGAUGAAUGAGUGCUUUGAGAAAAUGUAAUCUUUCAAUUAUGUGGGUAGUUUCAUUCUGCCAAACGUUGGCAUUAUCUAGUGGCCAACUGCCAUUUUUACCCAACCCACGCAACCAAUCAGGGAAGAUAAAUAAGUGGCCUUUCAUGGAGAUUUAAUUAAAUUCAGUGGACAUAUCUCUUCAUGAGGAGAUGCUUUAUUUUGCCAUGCAUUACCAUGUUUGGUCAUUAAUGGACGUCCAUGGAAAAUUGAAUCAAAGCAAUGUUCCUUUAUUUUAAUUAAUGGACACCUCCAUCCAGGAAAAUGACAUCCAAAUCGGUUCUGUUAGUUUUGAUCCAAAUCGAUUCUAUUAAAUCUCCAACAAUCCUCCCUAUUUUAGUGUAUUCAUAGAAUUCACUAAAAUCACAACAUUCUUCCAACAAAAACUUAAGUAUAAAUGAAAAUGUCGUGACGAUUGAAUUUUCACCUUAGUAUAUUAUACCUGACAAAUAUUCGAAUACAAAGGGUGUCGGUAACGAUUAAACCCAUUGACUCAUAUGAAUAUUCGAAGAUAAUAUACACUUAAGUUUUCAAAACUUUUAAGUGCCUUGACACUAUUAUCCGCCAUGUGUCCAAUCCUUAUCAUAAGCGCACACGAAACCAAAGUCCGGAUUUCUUGAAGCGGCUACACUUCAUGCUUACGUAGGUUGAAUCUCUUAUUCGUACCCGCAUAAUACACUUUUUCAAAGAUUCAAUUAAGAAGUUUUAAACUUCAUCCUCUUCUCUCAUGCAGGAUAACAAGCACAUACCUCGGGAUGACAAAUUUUGUGCUUUCAAUUUCUGAUAAUAAGCUUUCCGCAUUGAAUUCAGCCUCUAACGUUGUAUUAGAGGGGAAUUGGGUGUCCCAUUAUCAGAAAUUAUAUGGACUUUUAACCCAUCCCAUUCACAUACUUGACCACCAAGUCACUAGUUAAUCAUUUCGUCAAAUGAUAAAACUAAAUUAUCUCAAGUCCGGUCACAUUACAUUGGCACAAUUCCAUGGGUGAUCAAUUCACAGAUUUUACAGUGCCUAAGUCCCACGCGACCAUACUUUUCAUUUCACUUGGCUAUAUGCCUUAGUCAAAUUAGCAUUACUAUCACAAAUGAUAGUAAUAGGUGAGGUUGGUUUAGGCCAUAAAUAUAUGUCGUAAACCAAACCUCUCAACAAUUAUGUCUCUUCUCUAAGAGAAACCAAGACCACACAAACUUUGAUUCCAUAGUGAAACUUAGUGAUACAAGUUUGCUUUCUAGAGGCCCAAAAUAUGGCACCUCUCCCAAGCAAGAGGACUCAUCUCAAUGUUGAAGUAUCACCUUUAACAUGAGAAAUCCAACUAACAUCAACAAAUCCUUCCAAAAUUGAUGGUAAGCCACUAUAAGUCAAUACAGUGUGCCUUUGACA
Messenger RNA from Linum trigynum, 2396 nucleotides. Lineage: Eukaryota; Viridiplantae; Streptophyta; Magnoliopsida; Malpighiales; Linaceae. The record is from the annotation of a GenBank genome assembly.